CUACUAAGGGCAGUCGCAGGGAGGCCUCUUCCGCCGUGGUCCUCGCGGCCACUUAUGGCCAAUCUGCUGAUGUGGAUAUCAACAGAGUAAUUCUUAGUACAGAAGAAGAGUUACAGCUUUCAAAGCCCUUGCAAAUCAGUGAAUCUAGAGGGUUGAAACUCUGCUAAAGAUUGCACUUUAUUUGUUAUCUUUCCUUCUCUGGAUGAAUGAAAAUGAGUGACACGGAUGAUGAUGUUCCUCAGCUCUCGUCCCAAGCCUUAGCUGCCCUACAGGAGUUCUACAUCGAGGAGCAGCAGAAAAAUGACAUUAAGUCAAUAGAAGAAGGUUCUCACUAUUCUCUGGGAUCAAUAGAAGAGAACUGGAAUCUGAGCCAGUUUUGGUAUGAUUCUGAAACUGCACUCCGUUUGGCUACUGAAGCUAUACAGGCAGUUGGAAAAGGUGGCAGGAUAGCAUGUGUUAGCACACCCAGUGUUUAUCAAAAACUGAAAGAGCUGGGUAGCGAAGAUUUCUCAACAUGUAUAUUGGAAUAUGACCGAAGAUUUUCUGUGUAUGGAGAUGAAUAUGUUUUCUAUGAUUACAACGAUCCUUUGAAACUUCCAGAAAAUCUCACAGCACACAGUUUUGACAUAGUUCUAGCAGAUCCACCCUACUUAUCUGAAGAAUGCCUCAGAAAAACAGCAGAUACCAUCAAAUACUUAACUAAAGGAAAGAUUCUGCUUUGUACAGGUGCAACCAUGGAAGAGCCAGCUGCAAAAUAUCUUGGUGUGAAGAUGUGCAAGUUUCUCCCAAAACAUACUCAAAACUUAGCCAAUGAAUUUCGAUGUUAUGCGAAUUAUGAUUCUAGACUGGAUUCUGAUUCUUUGUAGUGACAUAAAGGACUGGUAUAUUUCA
Messenger RNA from Sphaerodactylus townsendi, 891 nucleotides. It is a transcript of the gene EEF1AKMT1, whose product is annotated as EEF1A lysine methyltransferase 1. Lineage: Eukaryota; Metazoa; Chordata; Lepidosauria; Squamata; Sphaerodactylidae. The coding region runs from base 207 to 866 and encodes 219 amino acids. The transcript is spliced from 5 exons. Gene Ontology annotation, molecular function: nucleic acid binding; protein-lysine N-methyltransferase activity. The record is from RefSeq and is a predicted model, not a curated record. Gene Ontology annotation, biological process: methylation.